Emys orbicularis (European pond turtle) is the source of this 1585-nucleotide messenger RNA. RefSeq names its product tripartite motif containing 39 (gene TRIM39). The record is from RefSeq and is a predicted model, not a curated record. The coding region runs from base 158 to 1585 and encodes 475 amino acids. Gene Ontology annotation, cellular component: cytoplasm. Gene Ontology annotation, molecular function: zinc ion binding; ubiquitin protein ligase activity; protein binding. NCBI's taxonomy places the organism in Eukaryota, Metazoa, Chordata, Testudines, Emydidae. The transcript is spliced from 8 exons. Gene Ontology annotation, biological process: protein ubiquitination.
CGGCGGAGCUCCCCGCUGCCCGGAUUGUGGGAGAGGGCGCCGCUUGCCCAGAGCCACAGAGAGAUCCACGGAGUGUGUUGGGAUCGGCUGCUGGCUCGUCGCUGCAGCCUGCUGCAAAUGCUCAACCCAUUCUUGUGGAGUGAAACCAAAAAGUACCAUGGCUACCACCAACCCCCUGGAGAACCUGCAGGUGGAGGCCAGCUGCUCCGUCUGCCUGGAGUACCUGAAGGACCCCGUCAUCAUUGACUGCGGCCACAACUUCUGCCGGGUCUGCAUCACCCGCUGGUGGGAGGAGCUGAACCGGGACUUCCCCUGCCCCGUCUGCCGCAAGACCUUCCGCCACCGCACCCUCAAGCCCAACCGGCAGCUGGGCAACAUGGUGGAGAUCGCCAAGCAGCUGCAGGCCACCAAGCGCAAGGUGCGGGACGAGAGCUUGUGCGGGAAGCACAACGAGGUGCUCAACCUCUUCUGCAAGGAGGACCAGGAGGCCGUCUGCCUGGUGUGCGAGAUCUCCCACGACCACCGCUCCCACACCGUGGUGCCCCUGGACGACGCCUCCCUGGAGUACAAGGAGAAGCUGCAGCAGUGUCUGGAACCGCUGGAGCGGAAGCUGCAGGACAUUGCCCACUGCAAAUCCCAGGAGGAGAAGAAACCCGGAGAGCUGAAGAGAAAGGUGGAGAGCCGUCGGCAGCUGAUUGUGAGCGAGUUCGAGGAGCUGCACCAGUUCCUGGAGGAGGAGCAGCAGGUGCUGCUCCGGCGGCUGGAGGAGGAGGAGAAGGAGAUCCUGCAGAAGCUGAAAGACAACGUGGCCCAGCUGUCGGACCAGCGCCUCUCCCUCAACCAGAUCAUCGCAGAGAUCGAGGAGAAGUGCCUGCAGUCGGGCAUUGAGAUGCUCAAGGACAUAAAGAGCACCCUGGAAAGGUGUGAGACGGUGCAGACCAUGGAACUGGCCUCGGUCCCCAUUGAGCUGGAGAAGAAUUUCUGCAGCUUCCCCCGGCAGUACUUUGUCUUGCGCAAGAUCAUCAAGAGACUGAUCGGAGACGUGACCCUGGACCCUGAGACGGCCCACCCCAACCUGGUGCUGUCUGAGGACCGCAAGAGCGUGAAGUUCGUGGACACGCGGCUGCGGGACCUUCCUGACACCCCGCGCCGCUUCACCAUCUACCCCUGCGUCCUGGCGACCGAGGGCUUCACCUCGGGCCGCCACUACUGGGAGGUGGAGGUGGGCGACAAGACGCACUGGGCCCUGGGCGUCUGCAAGGACUCGGUGAGCCGCAAGGGCGAACUCAUGGCCCUGCCCGAGACAGGCUACUGGCGAGUGCGGCUGUGGAACGGUGACAAGUAUGCGGCCACCACCACCCCCUUCACUCCGCUGCACGUCCCCGUCAAGCCCAAGCGGGUGGGCGUCUUCCUGGACUACGAGGCCGGGCGGGUGUCCUUCUACAACGUGACCGACCGCUCCCACAUCUACACCUUCACGGACACCUUCACCGAGAAGAUCUGGCCCCUCUUCUACCCGGGCAUCCGCGCCGGACGCAAGAACGCCGCCCCCCUCGUCAUCCGCACCCCCACGGACUGGGAGUGA